Molecule: messenger RNA, 210 nt
Organism: Botrytis deweyae
Lineage: Eukaryota; Fungi; Ascomycota; Leotiomycetes; Helotiales; Sclerotiniaceae
Exons: 1
Coding region: 1-210 (69 amino acids)
Source: RefSeq, a predicted model, not a curated record
AUGGAUGAGGGCAAAACCAAGCAAACGGCACUGAGGGAGAAGCGCACAAAGCAGCAUCGAGCCACUAACGGGAAGCGGGAAAAGACCGUCCGACUUGCUCGUGGCAUCUUCCCAACUCGGAUAAGCUAUUGGAUACACAAGAAGGGAAAUUGGAAGAACGAUGCCACACGACAGGGAUCUAAGCGCCGCCAGAUCGGAGAUUUUAGAUGA